Messenger RNA from Phalacrocorax carbo (great cormorant), 3976 nucleotides. The record is from RefSeq and is a predicted model, not a curated record. Lineage: Eukaryota; Metazoa; Chordata; Aves; Suliformes; Phalacrocoracidae.
AGCUGCUCCGGAGUGGCGUACCGGAUUCCCGCCGUGCCGUCGGGGAGGCUGAGCGCGGAGGAAGUCUGGUCCCGCCAGCGCACCGUCGCGCUAGCGGUCGCCAUCUUGUGCGGGAGGUGGUGGCAACGCUGCGCUGCGCGGAGGAGCGGCGGUCGCGCCUCCCUCGCCUGCUCUCCCGCUCUCCCCUCCCCUCUCCGCCGUCCUGCUGCCGCGGCGCCAUGUCUGCUGAGAGUCCCGAGCCCGCCUCGGCCGAGGAGCAGAAGGAAAUGGAAGAUAAGGUGAUCAGCCCAGAAAAAGUUGAAGAAGCAAAAUUGAAAGCAAGGUAUCCGCAUCUGGGCCAGAAACCAGGAGGCUCAGACUUCUUGCGGAAGAGGCUUCAAAAAGGACAAAAAUACUUUGAUUCUGGUGAUUACAACAUGGCUAAAGCAAAGAUGAAGAAUAAGCAACUGCCUACUGCAGCUCCUGACAAGACAGAAGUCACUGGUGACCAUAUUCCUACUCCACAGGAUCUUCCACAGCGGAAACCAUCUCUUGUUGCUAGCAAGUUGGCUGGCUGACGAGAACAGCUGAACUGCAUGAUUAUUCUCCUUCCUGUUAUUUCUCUUUAAUAGUUACUUCUCACCCUCACAUCCCCCCUUUUUCUUUCUUACACUAAGUCAUGAGACUGACAGCUUUGCAGGUAGCGAUAGCAUGUGCUGCUAUUGUAAGGGAGUACUGUUAAGAGUAAAAUGUGUAGUAUUUGGACUAGUUGAGAAAAAUGCACUGAUUAAAAAGGACAAGUUUGGUUAGAGCAAUGUAAUCUACUUGAAAAUGUACAUAUUGCCCAAUUCCUAGUGUAGGACUGGUUCCAGCAAGUGACAUCGCAAGUUUUACAACUUCUAAUGUUUCUGCUUUUGUUAUUUCAUCUUAAUUACAGCAUAUUUGUAUUUAAUAUAACCUCCAGUUGUGUUGGGUUUUUCUUCUGUGUUUGGGUUUGUUGUCUAAAAUAGAGGUUUAGACCACAAGUUGCUAGAUGGUAAAGCAUGUAUAAAAACAAAGAUAGGGCUCUGAUUGAAUUUUUUUCUGCUUUUGAACUUGAACGGCCUUAAACCUGUUUCAGCUUUAACAAUAGAGUUUUUACUUGGGCAAUAUUUGCCCAUUCUGGUGUAACUCUUGUGAAUCUACUGCUUAUUGACAACUGCCUGUUGAAGCUGGUAUUCUUUUCAGUUCUGUAGCUUAGGACACACUUUUGUUGAAGAUGUGAAUGAAGUGUGCAUGUGCAUAGACUGUUGAAUUCACUCUUGUGCCAUUUUUGUAAAUACAAUAGUUUUGCACAACCUUUUGCAAACGUCUUAGUUUUACAUCUUAAAAAGCAGAUAAUGUGCCAAUCAAAGCACAAGUGAUUCUGUAUCUUUCAAAGUCUUGUCCUGAAACUAAGAGCCCAGAACCUUGCUACUAAAAGUAAAAAUUGAAUACCUGAAAUUCAUGAAACGCUUAUAUUCACACUUGAUUCAGCCUUAUGCUUUUGCGGUUGUAUAUUUUGUUUCACAACAGCAUCCAGCAUUUGGAUAUAAAUCUGGAAUUUGUACCUAUAUUUGGAGGCAAGUUCCCUUUCUGUUCAGCAGCUCUUUAAGCUUUUAAAGCUGAAACGCUUUGUCUGAUGACAUGGGAGAUGGCUAAAGAUACUGUUCUAGAGAGUUUCCUCUGUGGCAAACUCCAAAUCUAGGCUUGCUAAAGUUUGAUCUGCAGUUGUAUUUGGCUAUUUUAGACUUCUGGAAGUGGAAGGUUAUAAUUGUUUUUUUUAUUGAAAUCCUGAAGUGGCAGUAAACUAAUUCCUUUUCUCUUUGUUAUAUAGCAGCCCCUCAUUGGCUUUGGGGAAACAAAGAACUGGAAGUAGUAUUCAUAUGAUGACCUACUUAGAAAUAGGUAACAUUUCAUGUCAGAAAUUAGGAAUGAACUUUAGUUCAUCUUUAUGAUGCCGGUUGUAAGCACUAGAUUGCCAAAAUACAUAGCUGAUACUAGACAGGUAACCUGAUGCAUUUAAAAGCAUGUUUGUUCAAUGAAAUCAGAAUAUUAAAAGUACAGCAUGACCCAUAAUGUUUUUAAUUGCUUUUAAUGUAGAUAAUCACAGCCUUGAUGUUCUUUGGGAGUAUAAGAAACUCUUUAAAAAGAUCCGUUUACUGAGUACUUUUUUCCUUAAAGAAACAGUUCUGAAACAGCCUAUUAAAAACAAAGCAUCAAUGUGGGUAUUAUAAGAGAAAUACUGUUAAAGGUGGUGUUUUUAGAAGGAUGUGCUUUGUGUUGACAUAUUCAGAAAGGUGAAUAUGUCGACACAAAGCACAUCCUUCUGAAAACACAGACAGCUUGUCCUUACAUGAUAAAGGACAGUUAGUCAAAAAGAACACUGGCUCAUGUUUUCUGCAGUGUUCUUUCUAAAGGCAGACAUAAGAAAAUGCUGAAAAGAAAAGGAAAAAUCUUAAUUUGGUUCUGUUUUGAUCAGAAUAUGAGCAAAGUAUAUUGGUGUCUAUAUAAUGUAUUUGGUUUGGAGAAGUCAUUCCAGAGAAUUUAAAAAUUGCUAACUUGAUCCUUUUCCCAUCUGUAUAGCCCUUUUCUAGUAAUUAAAUGGGCUCUGUUAAGCCUGUGCUUGUUCCUUAUCCUCCACUAGUAUUACAAAGAAUUUGUGACUUUUGCAGACCAGGUUGAAGAAAUGGACUUACUUGACUUCUUUAGGUAAGAAAUUAGGCUGGAAGAAUAGCAAGGAAACCAGAUGUAUUGAAGCAAACUGCUUUUUACAGAUGUUUGUCCUGAUGUCAAAAUCCCUCUUUAUUUUUAUAUGUAUAAAUGAAAUUGAAAUUUAAUGAUAGGACUGGGCCUGAAACAAAUUUCAAACAAUUUAAGGUGACUUGCUGUGUAUUGUCUGGUGCCACUAUUCUGUAGCUCACAUAAGGUGAGCUUUCGUGAUGUUUGGGAAGGUUUUAAAAAAAGUAGCCAUUUAAAUUUGAACAUUCCACUCUGUUAGCUACAACUCAGCUUGUCCUGCUGGUUGGACAACACAAGCUCUUCUGAUGUUCACUUUGUGACUUGCAGUUCUUAUGAUUACUACAAAUUCAGCUAUGAAUAUAUUAUCCAUGUGUAUAUUUGAAGUACUGUAAUACUAACUAGGUCGAUGACUGGUUAUGAGCCUUCACAUCUGACAGACCUCAGCAGCAGGCACAGCUAUCUUGAUUCUAUACACUGUAUAAAACUUAAGUCCAAUAAUCACUUAACAGGAAAUCAAACAUGACUGCAAAUCAAUGCUUACUUUCAGCUUAAUCCAGCAAGAUAACUCAGCUAUCCAAACUUAUGUAUAUAAUGUAUUAUAUGAGUUUUACCAUUUGAUAAUUACCUUUUUCAAAGAAAACCUGUCCACACUGUAGACUGGCAGUCCCUUUCAUAUCUUGCCUUUAAAGAUAGACAGUGUUUAGUUAUUAGAGUAGUACUCAUAUAGGCUUAUAAUAGCAGGUAGCACCAACAUUUUAUUUGAGAUAAGUGGAUUAAUUACAACUUUACAGAUAUGUCCCCAAAUCUUUAGCACCAAAGGCUUCCCUCUCAUUGUUCUUGAUGUAGUAGGACAGUGUUUGUGUAAAGGCCACAGGAGUACAUUUUGUUGGACAUAUUUACACCCAGUCAGGAUGUUAAGGUGAUAAAAAUGGCAAUUGUUCUUUACAAACUUACACGUUGUAUAGUAUACAGAAUAAAUUGAUCUACUUAGUUUUUAUUGCAAUGUGGAGAUUUGUCUCGUCUUUACUGUGGUUUCCUAAAAGAUACUGCAUACUUCGGUAUUCUCUAUGGAAAAUUUCUAUAACCUAACUCUUGCUACUCUGUAUCAUUAAAAAUAUGACUGGGCUUUGGUUUCUAGUAUGUUAGACUACAGAAUUACUUUAAUGUAAUCACAUUUAUAUAUAUUUCAGUGCUUAUUUUUCUAAUAAGGCAAUUAAAGCUUAUUGUUUGAAAACUC